AUGGUUCUUGAUCAAAUUCCUGUUGGUAAUCUAUUCUGUCAAAGAGAUACAUUUGCUCGUCAAUUAGUUACAAAAUGUAUCUCUUGCUCAGAAAAACCUAACAAACAAGGCUUUUAUGAAGUAAAACUUUAUGAUACAGUUUUAUUCCCUGAAGGUGGAGGACAACCUUCUGAUACAGGCUAUAUUGAUAAUGUCAAAGUUCAUAAUGUACAACGUCAAAAACUGGCUCAUGUUCAUUAUACAAAAGAACCUAUUACUCAAGGUGCUGAUGUUGAAGUCAAAUUGGAUUGGGAACGUCGUUGGGAUCAUGUUCAACAACAUAGUGGUCAACAUUUAUUAAGUGCUGUUUUGGAAAGAUCCCCGUUUUUUAUUGAAACCAUCUCUUGGAAUCUGGGUGAAAGACGUUCAUAUAUCGAAUUACCUACAGCAGCAGGAAAGAAUAAAGGACCUGAAAUGAUCAUACAACAGGAAUUAUUACAGAAAGUGGAAAUCAAAGUCAAUGAACUUAUUCUUCAAAAUAGACCUGUCAUUACACACUCACAACAGGCUGAUGAACUAGAAGAACAUCCUGACAGUUUACCUGAUGAUUAUCCUAGUGAAACUGGGAAGGGCUAUAUUCGUACUAUAGAAAUUAAAGAUCUUGAUAAAAAUCCUUGUUGUGGGACACAUGUAGCUGAAUUGAGUCAACUCCAAUGCUUUAAAAUAUUACAUACUGAGAAGGUAAGAGGAGGAAAUACGCGUGUCUUCUUUUUAUUUGGUCAACGUGUCUUGGAUAGCUUUCAGACCAUGUAUACCAUCAGUCGUCAACUGACAUCAUUAUUAUCAGGUCCUCAGGAACAAUUUAUUGAAAGCAUACAAAAGAUUCAACACCAAUCGAGAGAGCAUAUGAAAGGUGCAAAGCGUUUAUUAGAGCAAUUAGCAGCUUAUACUGUAAAAGAGAUUGAACAGGCUUUAUUAAAUGAUUCCUCUCUGAUCGUGAUCUAUAAGGAAGACGGUGAUAUGGAGUUUUUGAAUAAAGUCGCCAACAUCAUCCGAGAUCGUCAAGUGCUGGAGAAACAGUUCAAUAAAAAAGUCGUUAUCGUCUUAGCUGCAGGAGAACAAAAGACGGGUGGUCCAAUAGUGGUGAUAGGUACAGAGAAUGAAAUUGUACAAAAGACUGGGAAACUGGUUAUGAAAACUUUAUCUGGUGUAAAAGGGGGUGGAAAAGGACGAUGGCAAGAUAGCGGUGCGGGUAUUUAUUCGUUAUUACCCUUUGGUUUAAGGACUGUUGAAAAAAUAGAACGCAUCAUUGAUGAAGAAAUGCAAGCGAUUGGUGGUGAAAAACUGUCAUUACCCAUCUUGCUUAAUCCUGACAGCUGGAAAAGGACAGGUCGUUGGGAUGGUGCGAAGGGAGAGGUAGUAAUGAUGAUAAUAAUAAUAAUAAUGAGAAAGAUUCUAACGUUAUCUCUUAUAUAG
This is a messenger RNA of Cokeromyces recurvatus, 1455 nucleotides long. RefSeq names its product Threonyl/alanyl tRNA synthetase. Gene Ontology annotation, molecular function: alanine-tRNA ligase activity; Ser-tRNA(Ala) deacylase activity; ATP binding. Bases 1 to 1455 code for a protein of 484 amino acids. The record is from RefSeq and is a predicted model, not a curated record. NCBI's taxonomy places the organism in Eukaryota, Fungi, Mucoromycota, Mucoromycetes, Mucorales, Mucoraceae. Gene Ontology annotation, biological process: alanyl-tRNA aminoacylation; regulation of translational fidelity. The transcript has 4 exons.